Molecule: messenger RNA, 223 nt
Organism: Dentiscutata heterogama
Lineage: Eukaryota; Fungi; Glomeromycota; Glomeromycetes; Diversisporales; Gigasporaceae
Source: the annotation of a GenBank genome assembly
AUACAUAGUAUUAGUAUAAAACAAGAAGACCAAUCAUCCGAUUCAAAAUUAUCUAUAUUACAAUUCUGUAUUCCGUCUAAUGAAAACCAAAAUAUAGAAAUUAUAGCCAAACCUAUAGUAGAAACAAAAGUCAGACCAGAAAUUAAAAAAGAAAUUUUGAUUAAAGAAGAACUAGACACUUUAGAUUACAGAGUUCUCGAAUCUCUUGAAAAAGACAAAGAAA